AUGAUUGAUUAUAUAUUGUAUCAAGGAGAUCUUAGGUAUGCUGUGAGGGAUGUGAAGGUGAUCAGAGGAGCUGAGCUGGAUACUGAUCAUAGGCUUCUAGUGGCAGACACUGGCUUUGUAGAGAGAAAGGACGGCAGGCAGAAGGCAUACAUGAGAAUCAAGCACGAAGAAUUAAGAUCCAGGGAGAAUAGAGAAAGGUACCAGACAGAGCUCUCAGCCCGUAUAGAGAACUGGCAAACCCAGGAAGAAAGAUACACCGAUGUGGAUAAAUUCUGGAGUGACUUGAAAGAAGCCGUGACUGGAGCUGCCAAGGAGGUAUGUGGUGAGAGGAAAGUUGGAAAGUUUAAAAAGAGGACAAGGUGGUGGUCAGAAGAAGUGAAGAGAAAGGUUAAAGAGAAGAAAAAAGCAUAUAAGAAAUAUAUGAUCUCUAAGAGGCAGGAAGAUUUCAGAAAGUAUGUGGAGAAACGGAAUGAUGCUAAAAGAAGUGUAAAAUUGGCAAAGAUACAGGCAUGGGAAGAUUUUGGUAGAGAUCUACAUGACCAACAUGGACAGGAUAAUGGCCGAGCCUUCUGGGAAACAGUAAAACACCUGAGAGGGAAGUUUGGAAAGAAUGUUAGAACAAUAGUGAAUGAAGAUGGAAGAUUGGUGUCACAGAUGGAUGAAGUAUUGGAGAGAUGGAGAAGAUUCUAUGAAGUUAAAUUCCGGGAUAAUAAUGAGCAUAUGGAUGAAGAAAAUGAUCAGAAUGAAGAUAUGCCUAUGCUAGACGAAAUUGAGGGGAUUACAUCGGAUAUUACCAGAGAUGAGGUUGAAGAAAAUGAAGGUUGGUAA
This is a messenger RNA of Nilaparvata lugens (brown planthopper), 828 nucleotides long. RefSeq lists its product as uncharacterized. The record is from RefSeq and is a predicted model, not a curated record. Lineage: Eukaryota; Metazoa; Arthropoda; Insecta; Hemiptera; Delphacidae. The transcript has a single exon. Bases 1 to 828 code for a protein of 275 amino acids.